Molecule: messenger RNA, 4948 nt
Organism: Phasianus colchicus (ring-necked pheasant)
Lineage: Eukaryota; Metazoa; Chordata; Aves; Galliformes; Phasianidae
Source: RefSeq, a predicted model, not a curated record
UCCGCCCGCCCUCCUGCCUCUGUCCGGGCCGCCCCUCCGCGCCACAUCGGUUCCGGUGCCGUCCUUGGGGCUCGGCUGGAAUCCCCAGCUGUGACGGAGCCGUGGCGGCGCGGCGCGGUGAUUGGGGCUGCGGGACGCCCGUCUGGGUGCCUCCGCUGCUCGGCCGUCCGGCGCCCUUCGCGCCGCCCCAGCGCCCCGCCGUCCCAGCGCAUCCUUGGGCGGCGCCGGGCGGCUCUCGGCGAUCUGCCGGCGCGCCGCUCUGCGCUGCAGCCGUGCGGCCACCCGCCGUCCGCCCGCGGAUGAGCCGUGCUGGCGGCACGGAGCGUGCGGUCAGUGUUUGUUACGGGCUUUUAUUCCGGUGCUGGAGGCGCGCUGCGCUGUCCCUCUUUUCCUUAGCUUUCUCUUCUUGCCCCCCUGCUCCCCUUUUAGCAGCACAUGAAUCAGCAGAUCCUUCCUGCGCUCGGCGGGAGCUGCCGCACCCCGCGGGCUGGGAGGGAAAUGAACACGCAGCGCUGUCCUGUGAUGCGGGAGCAGCGCUGCGCUGUGACGGGAGGACAGGGGGCCGCGGGGUGAUUUCUGUGCUGUCUGCAACUCGGCGUAGUCUGAAUAGCUGGGAAGUUCAGGGGAAAAAACUGGAGAACUGCUGCUUAUCUGGUGAGUGCCUGGUUGGUGGAACUCACAGCAGGGUCAGGUCCUGCCGAGGCCCCGGUGCAGGAUUUUCCACACGGCAGUGGUGUCAUCCUUGGAGAUAAUGCAAUUUGACCUCGGUUACCCAUCCAGAAUGUUUGUGCUCGUGUGGCCCAUCCCUGCAGAGCAGACCUUCCUCCCGGGCUCAAAGUCUGGAGGCUUCCAAGUCUUGCUCCUCAGAGAAGUAAACUGUAAAGAGCUUUGCUGUUAUUGGAGCUCAGAACAAAAAGCACUUUUCUGGAGACAGGAGGAGACGAGGCAUUAUUUGUGGUUUGUUUUUGUUUCUUCUUGGUUAUCUGCAGUAAGUGGAGAUGAAGGCUGAAGUUUGUAAUGUUAGAGAACUGUCUUGGUGGCUACAAAGAACAUUUUUUCCUGAGUCAGAAUGACUUUUGGAACGUCCUUAAUACUUUAGGAUCAUGUAGAAAUUGAACUGAGUUCUCCAUUUAUGCUGUUCAAAAUAUGCAGAUACGUGUGAGGGGAGUAAGUGGUGUCAGGCUGGUCUGUCAUCAGGUGACACAAGGAAAAUAAAAGUCUGUUAUGUGAGGUGGGUGGGCAGCGUGUGCCAAGGGCUUUCAGAAGGUGACAGGUGGGGUCCCUGCACACCUCUCCAAGUGUUUCAUUGCAGUGCAGGCUGUCAGAAGGGGAAAGAAAUGGAGCCUGGCAAGCAUGCUGUGCCACAGCACUGCCCUUGGGAGAGCCAGCAUGUCCUGUUUUCAUUAUCCAGCAUGAAAAGGUUAUCUAGAUGAUUGGGACAACCUCUUAAAUUAUUCCUGCUAACACUUACAGCUCAGCUGGGGUUUCCUUCCUGUAGAGCUUUCGCAUGCAUUACGCUGCAGUGCUGCUCCUGGAGUUGGUGGAGCAUCUGCAGGCUCAUUUGUUCUCUUUGAGAGGCCAGCUUUUUACGCAGGCAACAGUGACAGGACAAGGGGAAUGGUUUAAACUAAAAGAGGAGAGGUUGAGGUCAGAAGUGAGGAGGAAAUCCCCCCCUGGGGCGGUGAGGUGCUGUGCUGCCCCAUCCUGGAGGUGCCCGAGGCUGGGGGUGGGUGCUGGGCUGUGGGCAGCCAGCACACAGCUGGGAAGUGGAACUGACUCUGUGCACAGACUCUGGGGUUCCUUCCAACCCCAAAUGUUCUGUAAUCUCACCAAGGCUGCGUGGCAACGAAGGUCACAGCCCCUAUAAAAAGCUGUGAUUUCAGGCCAGCUGCUCUCGUACAACAUUUCUGUUUGGCAGAAGCCUGCCUUUGCAUUAACCCAAACCAGAAUUUUUGUUGGACUCUUCAUUACAAAUGGCAAGAAAAAGAGAUAAGGGUGUGUAGAUCUUUCUGUUUUCUUUCCCUUUUGACAGACUUGUUUUGGAGAAACGUGUGGGAGAGGAGCAUUUCCUGGCAGACUGUCUGUGUUUUACGUAAUUUGCUUUUGAGAGUUCUCAGCACUUGGCUUCCUUCCUUUCUGUCAGCUCGGCAGUCAGAUCCCACCCAGCCCAGAUGUGUGGCCGGUUUGGAUGAUCCUUCCUUUGGCACCACGGAAUGGAAUGCUCUCUUUUUUUGAUAGCCAACAAAAAUCUGUUUGUGCUUCUUCCCUCCUGCUGUUUCUGAAGCAGUGAGAGCGAUGUGCUGUGAAGGUGCCUUAUCCUCAGGCUCCCAGAGAGCCCCGGCGGGACAAAGCAGCCAAUCUGAUCAUGCUUUGUUGCUAGAAGUUAAGGAGGUGGAUGAGAGCCAGGGUACAAAGUGCAGAAGCAAGGAGGCCCGAUUCGUGGCUCAGAGAAACUGGAUGGCUUCUACGGUGAGCCUGGGCAAAGAAACAUUGUUGGAAGAUGGAAUGCCCCCUGCAAAAAAGCCCAGGAAGCUGUUGCCAAGCCUAAAAACCAAGAAGCCUCGGGAACUUGUUCUGGUGAUCGGAACAGGAAUCAGCGCUGCGGUUGCUCCCCAGGUCCCAGCUCUGAAGUCUUGGAAGGGUUUGAUCCAGGCCCUCCUGGAUGCCGCUAUUGACUUUGAUCUUCUGGAAGAUGAAGAAAGCAAAAGGUUUCAGAAGUGUCUCCAUGAGUACAAGAACUUGGUUCACGUUGCCCAUGACCUUAUCCAGAAGCUCUCUCCGCGCACAAGCAACGUUCGCUCAACGUUUUUCAAAGACUGUUUAUAUGAGGUGUUUGAUGACCUGGAAUCUAAAAUGGAAGAUUCUGGGAAACAGCUGCUUCAGUCAGUGCUUCACCUGAUGGAAAACGGGGCACUGGUGUUAACCACAAACUUCGAUAACCUGCUGGAACUGUACGCAGCACACCAGGGGAAGCAUCUGGAGUCCCUUGACCUGACGGAUGAGAAGAAGGUGCUGGAGUGGGCCCAGGAGAAGAGGCAGCUCAGCGUCCUGCACAUCCAUGGUGUUUACACCAACCCCAGUGGCAUCGUGCUGCACCCGGCCGGCUACCAGAACGUGCUGCGCAACACCGAGGUCAUGCGAGAGAUUCAGAAGCUGUAUGAAAACAAGUCGUUCCUGUUCUUGGGCUGUGGUUGGACUGUCGAUGACACCACAUUUCAGGCCCUGUUUCUAGAAGCUGAGAAGCACAAAUCAGACCUGGAGCACUUCAUGCUCGUGCGGAGAGGAGAUGUGGACGAGUUCAAGAAGCUCCGUGAGAACAUGUUGGACAAGGGGAUUAAAGUGAUUUCCUAUGGAGAUGAAUACACAGACCUGCCCGAGUACUUUGGGAGGCUGGCGAGUGAGAUCGCCACGCGGGGCCGAGCAGGUGUGCCCAACGAGGGACAACAGCUGAAUGGCUCCGCUGCAGCCCACACUGAGAUAACAGGAUGCAGCACGUGAGCCUCAACCCAGGAGUGAUGCUAUGGAUGCUCCCCACACCGCAGGCAACCUGCAGCACCAUGCGAGGGGAGGAGCAGCACCCUGCUCAGAGCUGCUGCCUGCCCACCGUGCUGAGCCCUGCCGAGCCAGGCAGGCACGAGCCAGAGAGCUGGGCCCGUCCUCACACAGAUGCCUGACAAUGUAGACUCUCCUUUUUACCAAGGGUGUGUUUGCUGGGGACUGUGAUCUCUCCACCUCAGCUGCUGCCUCCUGUAAUUUCAUACUUAAUGCCUUUGUAUUCUGUACUUUCACUUCAGAAUGAAACUUGAGCAGUUUUUGUUUUUGUUUUUUUACUUGAAGCUCUAGUUUUAUAGUCCUUCCUUUGUACUGUACAGUAUUUUGUAUGUUGAAGCUCCAAUUAAAGGUCUGUUCAGUUCCAUUACCCUUUUGGCUGCUGUUUGGUUUGUGUGCACACAUCGCAGCCUGAAGGCAGAGACGCCGGUCUGUCUCCCCCAUGAGGAGGAAAAGGGUCGUGGCUGAAGGCAGGCCAGUUGUACACAGAAAACAAAUUAUGAAGUUUAUUUAUAUAAAUUAUGUCUCUUAGCAGACAGCAUUCAAUUUAUUGCACUAGAGCACAUCUGCAAUACGGAGCUACAAGACAUCGUAAGAGAGUUUUGUAUUAUUCAAUGUAGCACUUUAGACCAGGAUCGAGAGGCACUCUAAAGGGGGGGAGAAAGGGUGCAGGGAAGCAGCAAGCAGCCACCACUGUCUUCCAGUAUUUUUUUUCUUUUGUUACAUAGUUGAGGCAGCAAACAACGCUGAGGCCAGCAGGCAGAAGAUCCCCAGGGGCACACCGCCCUCCAUCGCUGGCCGAUGGAACAACCAGCAUUAGCAGACCACACUGCUGCAGUUCUCUGGGUACCCUGCAGCAAGACCCCAGUGACAAAAGAAAUGGGGGCCAUAAGGCAGUUUAGCAUCUCCCCAGGAGCCCCUGCUUGCCCAGGACAGGGGCAGGCUGUUACAAUUUUUGGUUUAUCAACUUUGGUGAGCUGCUACAGCCAAAGUUAGCAGCACUAUGAACGGUCAGAUGGUCUAAUGCUGUCACUAAGCAGCAGCUGUCCCUGUUGUACGGUCUGCAAGAGCACAAAAGAGCAGCAUGGGGCUCAGUACCCACUUGCAGCACUGCCCAACAGUGCACAGCUGCUGCUAAUGACAGCACAGCCCCAAUGCACAGCAGGUCCUUGCAUUGCCACUUGGAUAGCAUGAACAAUACAAAGCUCUGGUUUCAGCCUCUGUAUGAGGGAGGCUGAAUUACUGGAACAGAACGAAGGAAUCCAGGGGAAGGGCUGUACUGAGCAAAGCCCCAUAACUGAUCAGGGAAGAAUGCUCCAAGUAGAGAAGAGAGCUUUCAUUUACAAAUACUCUGUAAUCAAUAAAUAUGGCAGGAGAGCAUGGACCUAACUGGAAUAAG